UAUCUGAUCCCAUUAUAGAAACAAAAACUGCAGUUGGCUUCAGUCAGUGUGCUAAAUAAAUCUUGGCAUGUAAAUAUUACAUGUUUCAGUUUCACUUUUUUAAUUUUCAAAGUCUACGACUAUGGGAGUUCAUUUCCAAAAGGUAAAUAAAGAAUACUUUGAUAUCCUGGAUUUGACAAAUUAUUCUGACAACAGUGUGAAAGAGUUUAUCAUCUCUGGAUUCCCAAGGCUUCAAAGAUUUUCGCUUUUACUCUUUUUCAUAUUUAUAGUUAUUUAUCUUUUCACAAUAACUGGCAAUGGCCUUAUAUUCUUCUUUAUUAAUCUGGAUCGAAAGUUACAGACCCCUAUGUAUUUUUUUGUCAGCAAUUUAUCUUUCUUGGAUAUGAGUUACACCUCAGUUACCAUACCAAGGAUGUUAGUUAAGUUCUCGAUUGGCUUUGAAAUUAUUUCCUACCCCGGUUGCUUUACACAGAUGUAUUUUUUCAUUUCUUUUGUUGCUGUUGAAUGUCUACUUCUUUCUGUGAUGGCCUAUGAUCGUUAUAUAGCUAUCUGCAAUCCACUUCAUUAUCAUGUUACCAUGACCAGGCAAUUAUGUACCUUACUUGCUCUCGUAUCAUGGAUUGGUGGAUUUUUAUCUCCAUUGGCUUCAUUAAUCUUAGCUCUGAGGUUGCCUUUUUGUGGCCCAAAUGUUAUCCACCACUACUAUUGUGAUCAUCCACCUUUACUCCAACUGGCUUGCACAGACACUUCCUUAAACGUGAUGGUGGGAUCCUCUGUUGGCGCUUUUGUACUUUUAAUAUCUUUCACUCUAGUUGUUGUAUCAUACAUUAAAAUUAUCACUGCUGUCCUCAAAAUAUCCUCCACCAGUGGACGCUUCAAGACCUUCUCCACAUGUGGAUCCCACUUUGCAGUGGUCAACAUCUUUUACCUACCUCUAAUCUUCAUGUAUGUGCGUCCAACUCCAUCAUAUUCUUCCGAUGUGGACUCACUUAUAGCCAUGUUUUACACAGUGUUAACACCUAUGAUGAAUCCUAUAAUAUACAGUUUUAGAAACAAGGAUAUAAAAGAUACUUUCAAAAACACAAUGAAAUGGGGAACAAAUCCAAGAGGCACUCCGGAACUAGUGGAGGAGAAGAGGGCCCUGACACAUUUCCAGAAGAUCCAGAAACCAUGCAGAUACCAACAGAUAUGCAACUUUCAGGUCCAGAUGGGCGAACCAUUGCCAGAGACGAAGAUGGUCUCGAAGGAGAUGGAUGCCUUCCAUUUUGAAGUGCCUUUACAUCACAAAGGCAUUCAGGAUGCAAAGGUUUAUGACCAGCGAAACCUCCUAGAUAUCUUCCCCGUCAUGCAGCAUGAAUUGCACCUCACCCUUCUCGAUAAGGGCCUCUACCAUGCCGUCGAUGAGCUUCCGAUGCCCCACUGCUGA
Pelobates fuscus (common spadefoot toad) is the source of this 1426-nucleotide messenger RNA. Its product is annotated as olfactory receptor 6N1-like. The coding region runs from base 122 to 1426 and encodes 434 amino acids. Gene Ontology annotation, molecular function: G protein-coupled receptor activity; olfactory receptor activity. Gene Ontology annotation, cellular component: membrane. NCBI's taxonomy places the organism in Eukaryota, Metazoa, Chordata, Amphibia, Anura, Pelobatidae. The transcript has 3 exons. The record is from RefSeq and is a predicted model, not a curated record. Gene Ontology annotation, biological process: G protein-coupled receptor signaling pathway.